AAAAAACUAAAAAGCCAAAUCGAGGGGCAAACAAUUUCGAUCUGACGAUUUCUGGAUUCGCCAUCUUCCUCUGUACCUCGAUUCUUCUUCGGCUUGAGAUCGCUUCUGCAUUUUCCUCUGAUCUCGAGCUUUUUGUUCUUCCGACGCAACUUCUCGAUCUCUCUCGCAUUUUGCUCCGGUGAGAGGAGGAGGGGGGGAGAGGGAGAGAGAUGUACCAUUGGAGGAAAUUCGAUUUCUUUGAGGAGAAAUACGGAGGGAAGUUCCCCGAGGACGUGAAGGGAGAGAUACGGUGUUGCUCCGGCGGCCGUGGGAAGGUCGUCAUCGGCUCCGACGACGGCUCCGUCAACUUCCUCGAUCGUGGAAUCAAGUUCGAUUCCGGUUUCCAAGCUCACUCUUCCUCCGUUCUCUUCCUUCAGCACCUGAAGCAACGGAACUUCCUGGUAACUGUUGGAGAAGACGAGCAAAUAUCGUCUCAACAGUCAGGAAUGUGUCUCAAGGUCUUUGACCUUGACAAAGUGCAGCCGGAAGGCACGAGUUCUACAGCUCCUGAAUGUAUCGGGAUUCUAAGAAUAUUCACCAAUCAGUUUCCUGAAGCUAAGAUCACAUCAUUUUUAGUCCUGGAGGAAGCUCCGCCCAUAUUGCUCAUAGCAUUUGGCCUCGAUAAUGGUUGUGUUUAUUGUGUCAAAGGAGACAUUGCACGAGAGCGUAUCACCCGGUUUAAGCUUCAAGUGGACGGAGUUUCAGACAAGAGACAGUGCCCUAUCACUGGGUUGGGAUUCAGGAUGGAUGGCCAAGCCCUUUUGUUGUUCGCUGUAACUCCAGAUUCUGUGAACUUGUUCAAUAUGCAGGCCCAACCACCAAGAUUGCAGACUUUGGAUCAAAUUGGGAGCAGUGUGUAUAGUGUUACAAUGAGUGACCGCUUGGAAUUAAUAAUUGGUCGACCAGAGGCUGUUUAUUUCUAUGAAGUUGAUGGACGUGGCCCUUGCUGGGCUUUUGAGGGUGAGAAAAAGUUCCUCGGAUGGUUCCGUGGCUACCUCUUAUGUGUCAUUGCUGAUCCUAAAACCGGGAAGAAUGUCUUCAACGUCUAUGACCUCAAGAAUCGGCUGAUAGCAUAUAGCCAAGCCGUGGACAAAGUCUCUCACAUGCUUUGCGAGUGGGGAAACAUAAUACUAAUAACGGCUGACAAAUCGCUGUUGUGUAUUGCCGAGAAGGACAUGGAAAGCAAGUUAGACAUGCUUUUCAAGAAAAACCUGUAUACGGUGGCCAUUAAUCUUGUUCAGAGUCAACAAGCUGAUGCUGCUGCAACUGCGGAUGUGUUGAGGAAAUACGGCGAUCAUUUAUACAGCAAACAGGACUAUGACGAAGCUAUGGCUCAGUAUAUCAAUACAAUUGGUCAUCUUGAACCAUCGUAUGUGAUACAAAAGUUUCUCGAUGCGCAGAGAAUAUACAACCUUACGAAUUACCUGGAGAAGUUGCAUGAGAAGGGACUAGCAUCCAAGGACCACACAACUCUUCUGCUAAACUGUUAUACCAAACUGAAAGAUGUAGAAAAGCUUAACACGUUCGUCAGAAACGAAGAUGGAAUUGGUGAGCUGAAGUUUGAUGCGGAAACGGCAAUAAGGGUUUGUCGCGCUGCUAACUACCAUGAGCAUGCAAUGUAUGUUGCGAAGAAGGCCGGGAAGCAUGAGUGGUAUUUGAAGAUUUUGCUUGAAGACCUUGGCAGUUAUGAUGAAGCCCUGGAAUAUAUUUCAAGUCUUGAACCGGGGCAAGCUGGAGUGACUAUCAAAGAGUAUGGUAAAAUUCUUAUAGAGCACAAACCAGGGGAGACGAUUGAUAUACUAAUGCGGCUCUGCACUGAAGAUGGAGAAUCUAACAAAGGUGGAACUUCAAGCGCUGUGUUCUUGUCCAUGUUGCCAUCACCAGUGGACUUCCUCAAUAUGUUUUUUCAUCAUCCACAGUCCCUAAUGGACUUUCUAGAGAGAUAUAUUGACAAGGUGAAAGACUCACCUGCCCAAGUAGAGAUUCACAACACACUCUUGGAGUUAUACUUGUCCAAGGACUUGAAUUUUCCAUCCAUCUCACAAGCGGAAAACACUCUGGAUCGAGAUUUAAAAGCUCAAUCAGCAGCAAUCGCGAUGCCCAAACCUGAUUCUGAUAAGAAGAUGAAUGGUGUUUCGGUGGAGGAGAAGGAUUAUAGGGAAAGGUUGAAUUCUUCCUUAGAUACUACGUUCCUCGCCAUUUUACUGAGAUCCGACCUUGAGCAACCGCUCUAUGAUGUUGACCUCGCUAUAAUCCUUUGCGAGAUGAAUUCAUUCAAGGAAGGGCUUCUGUAUCUGUAUGAAAAGAUGAAACUUUACAAGGAGGUUAUUGCUUGCUACAUGCAGGCUCAUGAUCACGAGGGACUGAUCGCAUGCUGCAAAAGACUCGGUGAUUCUGGAAAGGGAGGAGAUCCGUCUCUUUGGGCAGAUCUACUGAAGUAUUUUGGCGAACUCGGAGAAGAUUGCUCCAAGGAGGUGAAAGAGGUUCUCACUUACAUCGAAAGAGAUGACAUUCUGCCUCCUAUCAUUGUUCUCCAGACGUUAGCGAAGAAUCCAUGCCUUACACUCUCUGUCAUCAAAGACUAUAUCGCCCGGAAACUUGAACAGGAAUCAAGGGUGAUUGAGGAAGAUCGGAAAGCUGUAGAGAAGUAUCAGGAAGAGACGAAAGCCAUGAGAAAAGAAAUUCAGGAUCUUAGGACGAACGCCAGAAUAUUUCAGCUUAGCAAGUGCACGGCUUGCACAUUCACUCUGGAUCUCCCGGCCGUCCAUUUUAUGUGUAUGCACUCAUUCCACCAGCGGUGCCUUGGCGACAACGAAAAGGAAUGCCCGGAAUGUGCCUCUGAGUACAGAUCCGUGAUGGAAAUGAAGAGAAGUUUGGAGCAGAACUCCAAGGACCAAGACAGGUUUUUCCAGCAGGUGAAGAGCUCAAAAGACGGAUUUUCUGUUAUCGCCGAGUACUUUGGGAAAGGCAUCAUUAGCAGAACAAGUGUUGGAACGGUCGCGGCUAAUUCUUCUCAUGACGGCCCGGCUGCUUCCUUCUGAAAUAUCGCGGGAAAUGCUUCGGUGCUCUCUCGUUUUCUAAUUUCCAAAGGUAUCCAUCCAUUUUCCUCUAUAGUUUCUUUCAGGGGAAGAGGGCUUGAAUGCAAUUUGCUGUUGAGAUUUGGAGGCGUCUGCUGUUGUGAGGUUUUUUAAAAUCUGUGUUUUCUCUUCUUCUAUCCUUUUUGAGUCGGGACUAAACACGAGAAAAUCGAAAAUUCCCCGUGUAGUGUUAUAUAAUGCUUGUGAUUAUUUUGAGUUAUUACAACAGUAAAUAUUGCAUUGGUCAAUAUGCCUUGGUUAUUUUGCUCGUAA
Molecule: messenger RNA, 3389 nt
Organism: Tarenaya hassleriana
Lineage: Eukaryota; Viridiplantae; Streptophyta; Magnoliopsida; Brassicales; Cleomaceae
Product: vacuolar protein-sorting-associated protein 11 homolog
Exons: 6
Coding region: 210-3080 (956 amino acids)
Biological process (GO): vesicle-mediated transport; endosome organization; vacuole organization
Cellular component (GO): HOPS complex; endosome
Molecular function (GO): protein-macromolecule adaptor activity; protein binding
Source: RefSeq, a predicted model, not a curated record